Messenger RNA from Macadamia integrifolia, 3622 nucleotides. Its product is annotated as putative pentatricopeptide repeat-containing protein At3g25060, mitochondrial. Bases 348 to 2408 code for a protein of 686 amino acids. The transcript has a single exon. Lineage: Eukaryota; Viridiplantae; Streptophyta; Magnoliopsida; Proteales; Proteaceae. Gene Ontology annotation, biological process: RNA modification. Gene Ontology annotation, molecular function: protein binding; RNA binding; zinc ion binding. The record is from RefSeq and is a predicted model, not a curated record.
AGCCCAGACAAUAAAAUGGCCAAGUCUCAUCAAAUAUGAGAAUUGGGAAACAUCAAGAAUAAGAGCACGAAAGUAUCCCCAAAGAAGGUUUUCUUUGCCGCUGAUGACCAACUGCGGAUCACAUUAAUGGACGAUCACAACAAUCCCAAGAUCCCAAUCGAUUUCAGAACGAGACGAACAAUUAUAAUUCGGGAAAUUGGUUUCUCUGAAGCUCUAAGAUUGUGAAUAGAACCUGGGUGUGUGACCGGGGAAGUACUUGGGUUGCCACAAGAUGAACCAUGACAUAAACCAACGAGAAUCCAUUUAAGAAGUUUUGGUUUACUUUUUGAAUUUCAGAUGUAACGGCUAUGUACAAAAACGCGGGAAGUUUCAUCUCCCGUAGGGUAUCAUAUCCGUGGCCAAAAGCUCUCUUGGCAACUUGCGAAGACUUGAAAUCCAUUACCCAAAUACAUGCCCAUAUGAUCUUGACUGGAAUCUUCAGUAAUGGAUAUUCCAAUGGUCAAUUAAUAGUUUCUUAUGCUCGAGUUGGUGCUGUUGCUACAGCUCGCAGAGUGUUCGAAGAAUCGCCUCAACGAGGAGUGUCCACUUGGAAUGCCUUGAUAAUCGCUUACUCUCGAAAUGAUUCUGCAGCUGAAGUUCUGAAACUUUAUCAACAGAUGAUUUUUGAAGGUGUUAGACCGGAUAGCUCAACUUUCACGAUCACUCUUAAAGCAUGUGCCAACCUGCUGGACUUGAAAAAGGGCGAAGAGAUUCUAUCCCAAGCAACUGGUUUUGGGUACAAGGACGAUGUUUUUGUUGGGUCUUCGGCUCUCAAUCUGUAUGCGAAGUGUGGGAAGAUGGAUGAAGCUCUGAGAGUCUUCAAUGGGAUGCCAAAAAAGGAUCUUGUGUCUUGGACAACAAUGAUUACUGGUUUCUCGCAGAUUGGCCGGCCAGUUGAAGCAGUUGAUAUCUACCGUAGGAUGCAAAUGGAAGAAAUACAAAGUGAUUCCAUCGUGAUGGUUGGUCUGAUUCAGGCAUGUGCAAAUAUUGGGGAUUCGAAUAUGGGUCUUUCUGUUCAUGGCUAUAUGAUCCGCGGAUAUAUUCCAAUGGAUGUUGUAGUUCAAACCAGCCUUGUGGACAUGUAUGCAAAGAAUGGGCUCUUGAAUAUAGCCUCUUGUGUAUUUGAAAAGAUGCCUUACAGAAAUGUGAUUUCCUGGAGUGCAUUGAUAUCUGGUUUUGCACAAAAUGGAUUUGCAGGUGAUGCACUGAAGUUAUUGGUGGAUAUGCAGACUUUUGGUCUGAAACCAGAUUUAAUGUCACUAGUAAGUGCACUGUUGGCAUGUUCACAAGUUGGAUAUUUAAAAUUUGGUAAAUCAAUACAUGGGUAUAUUUUGAGGAGGCUCGAGUUUGAUCGGGUCUCAGGGACUGCAGUGAUUGACAUGUACUCAAAGUGUGGAUCCCUUUCUAGUGCACGCCUCCUCUUCAAUCAGAUAAGUUCAAGGGAUCUGAUCUCUUGGAACGCAAUGAUUGCUAGCUAUGGAAUCCAUGGAUGUGCAGAGGAGGCUCUCUUUCUUUUCCUGCAGAUGAAGGAGACAAAGCUAAGGCCAGACCAUGCGACCUUUGCUUCUCUUUUUUCAGCCUUCAGUCAUUCUGGUAUGGUUGAAGAAGGUCGGUACUGGUUUGAUCUAAUGGUUAGAGAAUUUGAAGUCCAACCCAGUGAAAAGCAUUACGCCUGUAUGGUUGAUCUUUUGGCUCGUGCAGGUCGAGUUGAAGAGGCACAUGGUCUGAUAGAGUCCAUGGUGAUUGAACCUGGGGUUGCUGUUUGGGUUGCCCUCCUUGCAGGUUGCCGUAACCAUGGGAAAUUGGAGCUCGGAGAGAAGGUGGCAAAAAAGGUUCUUCAGCUGAAGCCAGAUGAUCCAGGAAUUUAUGCCUUGGUCUCAAAUAUCUUUGCCGCAGCAAAGAAAUGGGAUGACGUGGCUGUGGUGAGGAAAGUGAUGAAGCGGACCGGAAUGAAGAAGGUACCUGGUUACAGCACAGUACAAGUAAAUGGCAAGCUCCAUGCAUUUCUGAUGGAGGAUCGGAGCCACCCUCAAUAUGAGGAGAUUGCAGCCAUGUUGGAAAAGUUGGAUGAUGAGAUGAGAGCCAUUGGAUAUGUUCCAAAGACUGAGUUUGUGUUGCAUGACCUUGAUGAGGAAGUGAAGGAGAGGAUGUUGUGUAAUCACAGUGAGAGACUGGCCAUUGCUUUUGGACUUCUAAACACCAGACCGGGAACCAGACUGCAAAUAACAAAGAACCUUAGGGUGUGUGGGGAUUGCCAUGAGGCCACAAAGUUCAUUUCCAAGAUUGUUAACAGAGAGAUUAUUGUAAGAGAUGUGAAACGCUUCCAUCACUUCAAGGACGGAGUUUGUUCGUGCCGUGACUACUGGUGAGCCUGUUGACUGCAGAAAUAUUCUUCCUCACACCCGGGUUGCUAAGAUCUCAACGGCAGGGUCUAUUUCUAUGGUAAACAGAAUGUUUGGAAUCAUCUUGACCAGUAUAUCUUUGGUCAAUUCAACCCAAAGAUGGAUGCUAUUUGAGUUGAGGUUCAUGUCAAUCUUACUAGUGCAGUGCAACUGCUAGGGUUAUAGCCUUGAUCCACCUUUUUCCAAGAGUCGGGAUGCCCUGCUACAUAAACAUAGGCACUUGGGCUUGAGGUGUUACAUACACACCUUUGAGGUAACAGGACCAAAUCGGGUUAACUUAAUCUGCUUGCAUGUCUCCUGCAGUUCUGCCCAUGUUGGUAAAAAGUACUGGUAACUGUUGCCCGUGAUAAUUACAAAAAGAGGCUAGUUUGUUUAUGUGUCUGCAUAACUUUGAUAAAUGAAUUGGUGUUGCUUGAGUUUUUUGGUUUAGUAUUUUUCUAGAUGCAUGCUGUUGGGAGUUGAACCAGUAGCUUGGUGGUGCUAAUGAUGUGCGCUUUACAUCUAUGAUCAAGUACAGAUGACAACUUGAGGUGUGUUUGGAUACUGUAUUGGAGGGUGAAAAUAAAAAUUCUGGAUAGAUUUGCAGAGUGAGUGGACAGAUGUGUCAACCUCCCACUCGACUCAUCCAACUUUUGCUGGUUAUCAGGAAUUACAAGCUUUUAGUGUUCGUAAGUCCAUACUGUAAUGCCUUUAAUCUGUUGGGCUAGGGCAUUCUGGUUACAGUCUCCCUUGGUUUAUCACAAUUUUCAUGAAUAUCAGAAGCUGGGAAAGCCUUAUAAGUAAACCCACCCUCUUUUUCAUGGCGGUUAGAGGUGGCUUCAUGAACCAUAUCUCCUUGGUGAACCUUAAUAUUGGAGAAAUUUUGUUUAGUCAUGUUCUCCUUCAGGUUAAUUGGAGAGGAUUUUUCAUACAAAUACAGCUGGAUUUGUGAUUUUUCCAAUGAAACUGGAUAAGAACAGCAGAUUCCAGUAUCAGGUUUUAAGAUUAAGGUGUGUUUUUCUCUCUCUGAUGCUUCUUUGAGAAAUGUUUGGAUAUCUGUGCAUUUUUGGAGUUCUCUUCAAUGCAAAGAGAAAUGGCAAUGCUCCUUUUUCCUCAAUUCUGUACCUGUUUUUUCAGACAUGCUAUGCUUAUUUUAUUUUCUUGGGGGUUGAUGAUUGUUCAACUUCAUGCUUAUUUUAUUU